Exophiala aquamarina CBS 119918 is the source of this 1608-nucleotide messenger RNA. RefSeq lists its product as uncharacterized. The transcript has a single exon. The coding region runs from base 1 to 1608 and encodes 535 amino acids. Gene Ontology annotation, molecular function: protein binding. The record is from RefSeq and is a predicted model, not a curated record. NCBI's taxonomy places the organism in Eukaryota, Fungi, Ascomycota, Eurotiomycetes, Chaetothyriales, Herpotrichiellaceae.
AUGGAUUCCAAGGGUCCACCACAGCUUCUUGUAGCUUCUGUGGAGAAACUCUCGGGUGAACCAACUUCGACAUCAAUACCGGAUUUACCCCAGGAUGUGUUCAUGCUUAUCCUGGAGGAUUUGGAGGCAUGGGAUGUGCUCAGUUGCCAAAAGGUCUCGUCGUCGUGGCGAACAGCUUUUUCCAAGCCAGAGUUUCUUCGUGUGAUGUUACAGAGAUACCACCAAGCCAGGGAGCUCCGUUUACUGCCACGAGAGAGUCUCUUUUUUCAUGCCUUGGAGCAACCCGAGGUUGAUUGGAGAACUCUAUUCGGGACCAUCGCUAAUCGUUACAAGCAUCUCUCACAAGGUAAGGCCAGGAAGAUUCUCAAAUAUCCAAUGGCGCCCUUGGAACAGUUAGGCGACUGGUUUCCAGUAGGGCAAUGGGAUUAUCAUGAAUCGCAGCCAGGAGGCCGUCUGUAUUAUGAAACAGCAGCAAUACAUUUGAAUAGGAUCGGCUCCAAGCCGUACCUAUUUAGGCCGACAUUGUGGACAUACGACGACGGCCUACUAGUCUAUGCUCCAGCCCAAUGUAUCGAGGAUGACGGGUUCCCGCAUAUUCUGUCACUUCUUGAUGUCGCUACCGGUGAUCGAUAUCCGGUCCCAUUUGAUAUCCGAGGGAAGAUCAUCCGCAAUAUCCGGUUAAGCGAUGCCACUUUGGUGGUCGAGUGGGCCGAAAAAGACCCUUUCCACAACCUCAAUGCGAUGGAACAGGUCAAUCGACAUUUCGCCAAUUGUUUCGACGUCAAGAGAAAAGGCACCGAGUGGACCAUCACAUGGCGUUCGGAGUGGAAAAUGCAUUUCCUUGGUCUUCCGCCAAAUUACCAUGAUAGAUUCUUUUCGACGCAUAAUUCCAAGCAUUACGCGGUCUAUUUCUGGCAGCCCAACAGGAGCAUGUACACAGGAGAUGAAGAGCUGCCCAUUGAAUCACUGUCCGUGUGGGAUAUUUCAGUUCCUUCCAAAUACCAACCGUCGACAGACCCGUCGGGGAGAUUUCGACCAGCAGAGAAAGAUGGCCCUUAUAUUGUUUCGCGCUUCUCCUUCACUGACAUGGACUACAUGGGUAUACGACAGCACGCAAGCGUGGCCUUGAUGUCCAUCCACAUCCAUUCUGAAAGUCACUCCCUGAUUGUGCGAGAGAACGCCGCUGUCCCUGGCGAGGGCUAUUUUGAUCCCGCCGAAAGACUUUGGUGUGCCAAAACAACGAUAUUCCCCUUCCACGGGAUGGGGCCACGUCUAGUUCGAGAAUGGGACGGAAACCUCCCGCCUUACCGAGGGCAUUGCAGCAUGGAAAGCGCGGACGUGGAAGAAAUCGAGCAUUGGCUCUUACCAAUCAUGGAUGUGUAUGACGAGCCAGCUGAUGUGAGGCUGAGCUUGGUCGAGACGUGUAUUCGGAGUCAGAGCCUAGGAAAUAGAAUCAUUGCCAGGGUGAAGGUCGGGCUCGCAUCUGACUGGGUGCCUCUCGAUGAUGACCUUACACGAGUAGUCGGCGGGAUGGGUCGAAUAGCAGGAGAUGAAAGGUGGAUUAUUGGACAGAAUGAAAGGUUGGAACUUGUUGUCGUGGAAUUUUGA